AUGGCAGACAGGGCACGUUCAUCUCUUUCUUCGCUUUUUGGACGCGGUUUAGCAAGGGGUUUUGCGUCCCGUGGUGGACCAGCCGCUCGAGGCGGUCGAGUCGGCGCGCAAGGCGCACAGCAGGCAGACAAACCAAAACGUGAAGCUAUCCUCGACCUCCAAAAAUACAUGAACGAACGGAUACGUGUCAAGUUUACUGGUGGACGCGAAGUGACAGGCAUUCUGAAAGGCUAUGAUCAAUUACUCAACCUUGUACUUGAUGAUGUCGAAGAGCAGCUUCAUGAACCUGAACCACGCAAGCGGUCCCUUGGUUUAGUUGUCCUUCGCGGACCCACCAUUACAUUGCUUAAUCCCGUUGACGGUUUCGAAGAAAUAGAAAAUCCGUUCGCAGAGCAGCAACAAUGACGAUCUCAUGCGACGUAACUACCAAAGUUGAAGCUAUCUAUGUAAUUCAUGGUCAGAAUUGCCCUCUCUUCUUACCUUUCAAAGGUCGCGCAUGGAGAGCCGUUAUGUUGAGGUUGCACGACAAUUCCCUAUAGUUUCCGUUGUCUCGAUCCAUUCACUUU
Molecule: messenger RNA, 566 nt
Organism: Fomitiporia mediterranea MF3/22
Lineage: Eukaryota; Fungi; Basidiomycota; Agaricomycetes; Hymenochaetales; Hymenochaetaceae
Product: U6 snRNA-associated Sm-like protein LSm7
Exons: 4
Coding region: 1-405 (134 amino acids)
Biological process (GO): nuclear-transcribed mRNA catabolic process; mRNA splicing, via spliceosome
Cellular component (GO): catalytic step 2 spliceosome; U12-type spliceosomal complex; U6 snRNP
Molecular function (GO): RNA binding
Source: RefSeq, a predicted model, not a curated record